AUGUCGUCGUUCGCGUGCCGCGCCAUCGCCGCGCGCCUCGUCACCGCGGCGACGAGGCGCCGCGGCGCCGGCGUCUCCCUCGGGCGCCGAACGUCCCCCCCCGUCGCCAUCUCCACCUCGCGCGGGCUCGCCACGACGUCCCGCACCGCCGCCGCCGCGGACGGCGACGCGGCGACGAAAAGCGAAGGCGCGCGUUCCGAAGACGCUCAGCAGACGCUCGCGGAGGUCACGAAAAAGCUCAUGGACUGCCGCAAGCGCAAAGCCGCGGCGAACGCGGUCGAUCUCCUCGUCGGCCUCGGCCACGCGGGCAUCCAGCCGGACCUCCUCGCGUCCACGGCGUGCCUGGGCGCGUGCGUCGCCGCGGGGAAGAUGGACCUCGCGUUGAAGGUGUUCGAGGAGGUUUUCGACAAGGGCGUCGUGAAGCCCGACGAGGUCGUCUUCACCGAGCUCAUCCGCGGGCACCUCCGCGCGGACCCCCCGGCGUGGGCGCGGAUCACCGGGCUGCUGAACCGCAUGCCCGAGCACGGCGUGAACCCGACGGCGCUGACGUAUAACCUGCUGCUCGCGAGGUGCGCGGACGAUAACGAGCUCGAGCGGGCGGAGGCGCUCGUGGAUCGAAUGGCGGACGACGGGAUCGAGCCGGACGGGUGA
Messenger RNA from Micromonas pusilla CCMP1545, 651 nucleotides. RefSeq lists its product as uncharacterized. The coding region runs from base 1 to 651 and encodes 216 amino acids. Gene Ontology annotation, molecular function: protein binding. NCBI's taxonomy places the organism in Eukaryota, Viridiplantae, Chlorophyta, Mamiellophyceae, Mamiellales, Mamiellaceae. The record is from RefSeq and is a predicted model, not a curated record. The transcript has a single exon.